Molecule: messenger RNA, 2926 nt
Organism: Drosophila eugracilis
Lineage: Eukaryota; Metazoa; Arthropoda; Insecta; Diptera; Drosophilidae
Product: plasminogen
Biological process (GO): proteolysis
Molecular function (GO): serine-type endopeptidase activity
Source: RefSeq, a predicted model, not a curated record
AGUUUCAGUUUCAAUUUCAGUCGAACUCGGGCAGCAACGGCACACGGAAGCAGCAGGCCGCACUCCGUUCCCAACUUCGAAUCGAAACGAUAAAAAACCCUUUAAAAGGCCCUAAAAUAAACCCAAACCGAUCAUAAGCCCAACUGCAAUUGGACUUUGUUGUGGGAACUGCCAAAAAUAACACCUUGCCUUUACUCGCGCAGGGUAUAAAAAGUGAAAUUCGUGCACUUUUCACAGUAAUUUCGCAAUCGGAUCGGGGCAUAAUAAAAAUAAAUAUUACAAAAUUCAAUUAAAGCAAUUGGCAGCUCGUAAAAGUUUACACCAAGGCUAAAUUGUGGUUCAGCUAAGCCGGGAUUAAAUAAAAUAAAAUCGUUGUCGCAGCUUUAAACUUUUUAACACUUUCAUUUUCGUUCAGAGUUGUUUUCGUUGAAUUCGUCAUCGCGGCGCAGCGGUCGCCUUUCGUCGAGUGUGUUAAAUAAUAGUAAACAAAAAAGUGAACGAAACUACCACAUUUUUCGGCAAAUGUUCAACGGCUUUUGUGAACUGAAAACGGAAACUGCAUUUUAAGUUGAUGUUCGACAAGAUGCAAACGAAGGUGUUACUGCUCUGCCUGGCACUUUGUUUGGGAACAUUUCUGCCUGCCCGAGGGCAAUCCGAUGACUCCAAUGAUGAGGAGCAGCCACUACAUCUGACCAACGACGCGUCUUUCUUUCAGCCGCAUCUUCACGAUCGUCGACUGGGUCGCCAGUUGAAUGAGGAUUUGGGUCUGAGCCAGAGUUCCGCCAGUAGUGCCAGCAGCAGCAGUCAGUCAAGUUCCACUUACGAUGAUGAGGAUGAUGUCGAGGGUUCCAGCGAGUACUACGAUAGCGAUGAGGAGCAAUCGGAGGGCAGCAACGACUCCCUGCCUCGGUUGCUCUCCCAAUCCACCUUCAAUCGCAUUUCAGAGACCUUGGGAGCACUUAAUCAUGUUGGUCACAUGCUGGUAGAUAUCACUCGUGGAGGACAGGAUCAGGCAAAAACGGAAGGAGUUGAGAAGAGUGAGGAUAAGAGCCAGGAUGGGCCUUCAAGCUCAACACUGAGUGCCUCUAGCACCACUGAAAUGGUUCCCUCCUCCAGUGCCUCUCCUCUGGGAAAGUCCGAACCACUGGCAGGAGUUUCUGGCAAAUUGAUGGACACUCUACCCAUAACUCUGUCUGCCAAUAGCUUACUGCCAGCUGGCAAGCCGGCUAAUCUAAGUGUUGUCCAAGUGGCCACUAAGAGAAUCGGUAUUGAUGACACAUCACCCAUGUUUGUGGAGAACAAGGAGCUCAAGCUGAAGAAGAAAAAGAAGAAGAACAAGAACAAGCAGAAGGUCAAGAAGCCCGGUGAAGAAGGAGUGGUCCCAGUGGUGCAGGGAGUUCAGCAAUCGCAGCAAAAGAUUAAGAUACCCACUACCCCGCGUACCACAACUACCACAACCACAGAAGCACCCAUCACUCUGAGCACCUUGGAUCAGUUGGCGGAGGCUAGUGAUGAUGAUGCAGGAACUGGUAAGGAUGUGGAGAACUACUGCAAGACUCCAAAUGGAAGAAGAGGUCGUUGUGAGGAUCUCAGCAGUUGUCCCGCUCUGCUACUUAAUCUCAGCAGCUUGAGAGAAUCACUCUGCUUUAAGAGUCUUUAUGUCCCGGGAGUGUGUUGCCCCAUUUCCGCAUCCUCCACUGUUUUGACCACUCAGAAACCUCUGAGGCUGACCACUCGAGCCACAACAACCACCAGCACCACCAAGACCACGCAACCCACCAAGAAGACCACUGUUCGACCCACUACACGACCCACUUCGGGAUUGGUCUUGAUUCCACAAAAGAAACCGCCCACCACCACAACCACCACUACAACAGAGGUGCCACUGGAGCCCGAGGGUCUGGAGGAGAUCGGCAAUAACAUUGUGGAUCCCGAUGAGUGUGGUCAGCAGGAAUACUCCACGGGGAGAAUUGUAGGCGGAGUGGAGGCCCCGAAUGGUCAGUGGCCUUGGAUGGCGGCUAUUUUCCUUCAUGGACCUAAGCGCACGGAGUUCUGGUGUGGUGGUUCUCUUAUCGGUACUAAAUAUAUCCUAACGGCUGCUCAUUGUACCCGAGACUCGCGACAGAAACCAUUUGCUGCACGUCAAUUUACAGUGCGAUUGGGUGACAUUGAUCUCUCCACGGAUGCCGAACCCUCUGAUCCCGUGACCUUUGCCGUUAAGGAAGUACGCACCCAUGAGCGCUUCUCCCGCAUUGGUUUUUACAACGACAUUGCCAUCCUGGUUCUGGAUAAGCCAGUGAGGAAGUCAAAGUAUGUGAUUCCAGUCUGCCUGCCAAAGGGCCUUCGAAUGCCGCCCAAGGAGCGUCUUCCAGGACGUAGAGCAACUGUCGUGGGUUGGGGCACUACUUACUAUGGUGGCAAGGAGUCCACUAGCCAGCGGCAGGCGGAGCUGCCCAUUUGGCGAAACGAAGACUGCGAUCGCAGUUACUUCCAGCCCAUCAACGAGAACUUCAUCUGCGCUGGUUACUCCGAUGGUGGAGUGGAUGCUUGUCAGGGUGACUCUGGCGGCCCUCUGAUGAUGCGAUACGAUUCCCACUGGGUUCAACUGGGAGUGGUAUCUUUUGGCAACAAGUGUGGCGAACCUGGUUAUCCGGGUGUCUAUACUCGUGUCACUGAAUAUCUGGACUGGAUACGCGAUCAUACGAGGGAUUGAUCACCUUCUUGAUCCACUAGCUUGAUCCACCUUAGCCGUAACUGUAGCCUAGGUUUAGGUACGCACUAGUCUAUGUACUCUUAAUGACCCUCCCCCCUCCUGUUCUAUGUGCAGUGUACUAUUUAUUAACCGCAUACCAUUGCUGAUAAAUGGCAUUUGUUGACUAAAUUAUUAAUAUUUAAUUUUGAGAAAUAAAAUGAGUGAAAAACGCAA